Thlaspi arvense is the source of this 2466-nucleotide messenger RNA. Lineage: Eukaryota; Viridiplantae; Streptophyta; Magnoliopsida; Brassicales; Brassicaceae. The record is from the annotation of a GenBank genome assembly.
AUGAUUCGCGGCGGAAGAAGCUAUGUGACUUCACCUCCGUCGUUCUCCAACGACGCCAAGAAGCUUCUUAUCUGCACAGGGAACACUGUCUCCGUUUUCAGCGCCGCCACUGGUUUACAGAUUACUUCCCUUGAGGGUCACACAGCUCCAGUGACGACUCUGAUUGUUGUUCCUCCGUCGAGCGCUGCUCAAAAAAUCCUGUGCUAUUGCUGGACUGCGUCUCUCGAUGGUACGAUUCGGCAUUGGGAUUUCUCAGGACCUGAGCUUUUGAAAACCAUCGAUGCUCAGCUUCCGAUUUACUCUAUGGUCAUUCCUUGUCUUUUGAGUGAGCCUCAACAAUCUGGCAAGUUAGUUGCUUAUGUCUCUGUUGAGUAUACGAGUGGUGAGGGUAAAGAAGGUUCCAAGGAGUUGCGUGGACACAUUCGAAGAUUUAACCUCGCGAGACAGCGUCUUCCUCGCGGAGAUACUCUAAAAGAGACGGAAGAACCAAAACAUAUAGUGAUCAGUCCCUCUGGUGAGUGUUUCGGAAUCUUGCACAAACGCAAGAUACAUAUAUGGGAUGUUCCUUCAGGAGGGUCGAGGAAUGCUGUUUCCAAGAAGAUGACGCUGCAUCACUCAAAGACUAUCAACGCUUUUGCUUUUCAUCCCACGGAGAGAAUCAUAGCUGCCGGAGAUGUUACUGGGAGAGUGUUGAUUUGGAGAGGGUUCGGCAACCGGAAACUCGCCGCCGCCUCCGGUGAUCGAAAGAGAAACGCGAGAGCGAUGGCUGAUUUGGACAACCCUGGGGUGAGAGGUGACGAUGAUGCCGAGUCUUGCACUACGUGGCAUUGGCACUCCGCUGAAGUAAACGUACUUAACUUCUCUUCCGAUGGAGCAUAUCUGUAUUCAGGGGGAAGAGAAGGGGUACUUGUCGUUUGGCAGCUAGACACAGGGAAGAAGAAGUUUUUACCAAGAAUAGGAUCUCCCUUGUUGUAUUUCGUGUGGUCUCCAGAUCCAACUCUUUCUUCUGUAAGUCGGCGUUUACUGUUUCAACCUACUGAAAGCAAAAGGAAGUGUUUUGGUGACUUUACUGAUAACAAGAGCUUGCAGGUGGUUUGUGCAGAUAAUCAGAUCCAUUUGCUUAAAAUGCCUUCCAUGGAGAUCUUGAGAACCAUUUCUGGAAUCAAGCCUCCCCCAUCAUUGCCUAAUAUGUAUGAAGGCUUGGCAAGUACUGUUGCUUUUGAUCGAUCUUCUGGCGUAGCUGCUUUGUGCACAGAGAAUUACUGUGUUCAGCUUUACAAUCUUCUUAGUGACCGGGGAAUUUCAGAGAUUCAAGUUUGUGAGAGAAACCAUCAACCAGGAGAUGACAUCACAGUUGUGGUGACAGCUGUUGCUCUCUCCCUGGAUGGCUCGGUGAUGAGUACAACCGAGGUGAAACUCCCGGAAGAAGGCAUAGGAGGCUUAGUGUCACUCAAGUUUUGGAUGUCUGAACCAGACAACAAAACGUUCACCUUAUCCACAAUCGUAUAUGAACCUCACAGGGAUGCUAGUGUCUCAGCCAUUGCCUUCCACCCUAGUGGUUCCAUGGCAGUUAGCACAUCCUUAGGUGGAGACUUCAAGAUUUGGCUUUGCAACAGCAACAAGAGCUGGAUAUGUCACGCAGUUGGCUCUUAUAAGAAAAAACCAAUGACUGCUGCUGCUUUCUCUGGGGAUGGCACUGUUCUGGCUGUUGCGGCUGAGAAUAUUAUCACGCUUUGGAAUCCGGACAAGAACAUUCUCUUGGCUGUUUUAGGAGUGACUCUCACGCCAAUCACAAAGCUAUGUUUCGUGGGGGAGUCUGAGUUCCUUGUUGCUGCAUCAUCCUAUGUUCAGAAACCUGAGUUAUCUGUUUGGGAUACAUCAAAGCUAUCUUUAUCAUGGUCAUAUGCAUUACGCGUAGAAGCUGUCACUUCUGCAGUGGACUCAUCGACUUUUGCAGUCUUGGCUCUAAUCCCAAGAAACUUCAAGACGAGUAAAUCUAAAAAGGAUGUCUUCACCGGUAGAGAUGGUGCCAUUCUCUUGUUCAACGGAUCAGAUCCUAAGCCGGUAUCUAUAUGGACCGUGAUGAAGGCUGAGGGAGGAUCAAUCUCGUUUAUAGAAGGAGACAAGUCUCAGCUUCGUCUUGCAUUUGUAAAUGGAAGCCACGAGUAUGUUGUUUUCGAUCCUAGUAGCGAUGAGACACACGAGCGUAGCGCUAUUGACUACGAGGGUCUUGCUGGUCACGAAGAGACAGGAGAUUUCGGGUACACAUCGCUUUACGGGCAGCUACCAGACUACGACAAGAAGAGAAUGGAGAAUGUUGAGUCGUCUGCAACACUGUACGCAUCGUCAGAGAGACCAUGGGAGACGAUAUUUAGUGGUUCAACCCUAAAUUUCCCGCCUCUUCAGAAAUUGUGUACUCAGUUCUAUGAGUCACUAAUGGAGAAAAUAACGGCCAUUGCGGAAUGA